UAGUUGUAAGUUAGUCGGCCUAGCUGUGAUGCCGGACUUUUCGGACAUCCGGCUGCGAUGCCCGACCUGUCGGACAUCCGGCUGUAAUGCUCGACCUCUCGGAUAUUCAGUGCGUCUAAUCGGUGACGUCACCUCCUUCUACAGCGGCUUCCUCUUCACGGCGCCCAAGUUGCUACAGGCGGGCACCAACGAGCGCGUCUGCGUCACGCUUUUCAACCUGCCCGGGCCGGGGCGGAACGUAACCUUCACUUUCUCGCUCUAUAACGGGAAUCCCUAUGUGCUGGUACACCAGAUACCGGACAAUGUUGAUGGUGAGUCCUAUGUGCUGGUGCACCAGAUACCGGACAAUGUUGAUGCUGAUGGCAAUCACUGUUUCUAUCUGCCCCUGCCCCGCACUGCGGUCUCACGGCACAACGACCUGGAUUUCAACAUUGCCAACGCUGCGGGGCUGCGCUUCUCAGACUCAGCCGAGGUGAACAUCUACAGCUCCACGCUGGUGACGCUGAUUCAGACGGACAAGCCUCGAUACCGCCCAGGGGAUAAAGUCCUGAUUCGUAUCAUAUCCCUUCGACAAGACCUCACUCCCGUCGUCGAGAACUUUCCUGAGGUGUGGGUGGGCACGCCAGACCGCAUCCGCAUCGCCCAGUGGAAGGACAUCAAGACCAGUGGAGGCCUGAUUCAGCUGGAGGUGCAGCUGACCGAGGAGCCGCCCCUGGGCAGGUGGACUAUCAACGUGGAGACCUCUAGACGAUUUGAAACCAAAGCUUUUAUUGUGGAAGAGUAUGUGCUGCCGACUUUCGAGGUCAAGGUCAAGAGCCCAGAAUACCUGCUUCCCGGAGAGAAGACUGUCACCGUCGACGUCUGUGCCAAGUACACCUUCGGCAAACCCUUGAUUGGGGCCAACGUGACGGUGAACGUGACGGGAUCGAGAGGCCGUGACAGCAGUGUCAGCAACAGCCUCACGACGGACGAGGCAGGUUGCAGCUCAUCAGAUCUGGUUGUGAAUAAACUGAAGUUCGGUCCUCUCGAUAGAGCCACCAUUAACGUCACUGUGGAGGAGUUUGGCACGGGUCUCAGCCAAUCAGAGACAAGCUCCCUGAGCAGAGAGUUCUCCGAAUUCUCCUCGGUCACCAUUCCAGACAACACCCAGCUGUUCAUCAAGCCCGGCCUGCCCUACUACGGCCGGUUCCACGUCAAAGACCGCGAUGGCACACCGUUCGCCAAAAAGACCGUGUCGGUGUGCUACGUCGCCAACUAUAAGGAGAGACCUGUCAUACAGAGCGGGGCGGAUCCCAGGAAGACCCCUGAUGAUGCCUUAUUUGACGCUUAUAAAAGGCACUCGGAGCGCGUGCAGGCCGAGUUCGGCUACAUGCCGCUGAUCUGGGAGACGGAGGAACCGGAGACCUUUCCAACGGCCCGUCAGUGCCGCAGCUUCACCACCGACAGCCAGGGCCGCGUCGUUUAUCUCAUUCCGCCGCAGGCGUCGCUCGUGGACAGUGUGGAGGUCAAGCUGUACUCGAUAGCCGGCCGCGAGGCUAUCAGGCACGAACUCGUGGCCUUUCUUCUCCCCCUCCAACUCCUACCUCACCAUCGACGUCCACCUGCUGCCCGACGAGCUGCCAUGCCACGGUGACGUCACCGUCCAGCUGCUGACGUCACUGGAGACGGACGUGCCACCAAUGGUGUACCAGGUAAGACGCUGACGUUAUGGGCAUUCGUGAUGACGGUACUGGGCGAAGAGCGUCUCAAACGCCUAACGUCUCACAUUAAUGAUUUUCAUAAUCGGGCAACAGGAUUUUGCUGAGAUAGAAAAUCAGCAUCCAUGCCAGAUGCCCUAAUAUUUCGUUACAGCUCUCCCACCG
Molecule: messenger RNA, 1862 nt
Organism: Pollicipes pollicipes
Lineage: Eukaryota; Metazoa; Arthropoda; Thecostraca; Pollicipedomorpha; Pollicipedidae
Product: ovostatin
Exons: 12
Coding region: 29-1633 (534 amino acids)
Molecular function (GO): endopeptidase inhibitor activity
Source: RefSeq, a predicted model, not a curated record